CAGGAAGGCCAACACAGAGCAGCCACCCGGUUCAAAAGGGCAGUCGUGCAACUCACCAGCCGAGGACACAGCAGUGGACUAGUGCUAACCUACUCCAGAUAUCCGCCGGCUGACCUGGUUGUUGGGAGUCGUCGAGUCUUUCGAUUUUCCAGUGUAGACUGCAGCGUCCGGCAACAUCGAUAGGGCCGGUCAGCAUCGUUUCACGAGGCAAAGGCUGGUGGAGGAGGAGGGGAGGUCCACGCACAGCACUGCUCGGGGAUCUCAAACGCCUCUAGGGAAGCAAAGGCAAGUCGUUAGCCGCAACAGCAGCAGCAGUUGCUCCCCAGGGCCGGGAUGGCGGCAGAAACGAAGGGGCAAGAGCCUCAAGAUGUGGUGAUGGGCGAGUCGGGCAAGGGACCGGAGCCUGGGAUAGGACAGGUGGCUCCUCGGUUUGAGAUCAAGAAGUGGAACGCGGUGGCCAUGUGGUCGUGGGACAUUUGCGCCGACACGUGCGCCAUCUGCCGCAACAGCCUCAACGAGCCCAGCAUUGAGUACCAGGCGAACCCAUCGCCAAACAACGAGAACGGGCUAUCGAUCGCGUUCGGCUGCUGCGGUCACGUGUUCCACCUCGACUGCAUCCAGCGAUGGCUCAAGACCCGCUCCGUGUGCCCCCUGUGCAACAAGGAGUGGGAAUUCGCGAAGAUCGAACGCAUCCCCGGUUACGGAAGCCUAGCAUCCUGAGUCAGCACAAGGGGGUGGUGCAUGUCUUCAUGCCGUUUCAAGCCAACACGAAAUGUAGAUGUACGCGUGUCUUCAUGCCGUUUCAAGCCGACACGAAAUGUAGAUGUACACGUGUCUUCAUGCCGUUUCAAGCCGACACGAAAUGUAGAUGUCACGUUGGGCAUGGACCCGUUACUGGCUACGCACUGCAGAAGCAGCGGUAGGGCUGGGGCUAGAGUUUACCUUGUGUUUGUCAUUGGCGGCGCCCUGCUUCUGCAGGAAAGUGGGAGGUGCGCGUGUCUUCGGGGUUGAUGUGACCUCGCUCCUCCGAACGGGAUUGGCAUGGAAUCGAACGUUGCGGCGACUGUGUCGCAGAGAGAUCAAGAGAGUAGUCGCGCCCGCCCCGCAUGCUGGGAUGGUGCAGUAGACAGCAGUGUGUAUUUGCUGGUGUACGUUUCUUCAGUCCAUGAGAGCCAGAACACAACUUCGAUUCUUGCGAUCUUCGAUUUGGAGAUCCGGACGUUGUCCUUCCACGCGCCUUGGUAUGCUAGCGAUACCUGAUGGUGUCGGGCUUGCUUGUGCUGCAGCUGAACGGUGACUGUCGCCAGGGCAGAGGUGGCUCCUGAACACGAUUUCAAUUGCUGUUGAUAUUACUGUUUGCUCAGUACUUUCUGCACAGCCAGGAGCACAAAACGCCAGUCGCCGGUCCUCUACUCCCCAGAGGUACACCGGAAACAGUUUUCGUAUGUUUUCGUGUGGCCUAGCCGGUGCUCAGCCACGGCACGCGCCACGUAGCAUAAAAAGUACAGUUUUGGCACGGCUGUCGAGGAGAAGCAUCGACAUGCAUUUGUUCAGAGCGGGCUGUUCGGAGCUCUUGUUGCUGCCUCCCCGAGACUCCAUUUGACCCGACGAUACAUGUAGUGUUUGGUUGGCGCUCUGCCCCAGACCGUUGUAGUUCCGCAAAAUGGCAAGCACCUGCAAGGUUUGCUUUGGGAACUGGCAAUGAGUGUCAAAAGGCGAGCAUAAAUAUUCGUAGACCGUAACCUGCCAUGGGGGCAAUUCUUCCGCCACGUUAGGCGCGUUCAAUCGAUCAUGUACUGUAGUAUAUAGAAGUACAUACUUUUUGUCAGUUUUUUUUUUUCUCCAAUCACUGCCGUCUGCCCCUCUGGCCCCUAUCCUCGACUUCUACUAGCUAGACGACUCGACCGAGAGUACAUGUGCCGCUGGUCCAAGUCUGCUGGCAAACACCGACAGAAAACUACACGGAAGCGCCCAGGAACACCAAUGGAAGCUCACCACGGUGCGUGUCGCAAGGGCUGAAACACGGCGUAGUGUGUCGUGUGCAUCCGUCCAUCGCUGACGUGGUGGCUUGCGUGUCAAAUGGUCGUGCCAACUCAUUUCCACCAUUCCGGACACAGGACACCUGACACGGUGGCAUGUGGAACAGUUGAUCAACGACAUUCACAGCCUACGGCCCGCGGGGCAACAACGACGGUUGCAGGAGCACCUUUCUUUCUCGAGAGUUAGGAGCUACUGCUGUAAUGUAGUUAGGUAUCCACCAUUCACCCCACAGCUGUUCACUCUCGAGAGUUCGGGUCAAGAAAGAGCAGGGGGUGGGGUAGUGCCUAUGUAUUUGGACUACAGCAGUAGAGCAGGUCCGAUCCUGGCUCCAAACUGCACCAGGGCGGGUGUUCCUCGUGCUCUGUUCCAGUGUUGGGAUGAUUCAUACUACGGCGGUAGCCUGCGCUGCGGGAAAGGGUGCAGUAGUCUAUAUUAGUCUAGUCUUUGAAAUAAUGAUGGAAUAUGUAGAAGGCCACUCAACGCGCAUCUUGUACCUUGUACCUUGUACCUUGUACCACAAAACCACUCAAGCACAGAUUGGACACCUUGGCCCUCUGAAGCCUUACCUAGGGGACUGUGAGAAUAAUUUGUCCUGCUCAAGUGUCCCAAGAAGUUUCCAAGAUUUCGCGUUGCACAGAGAACGACCCCAGAGCACCAUGCGUUGCCAACAGCUUCUUUCUGAGAACGCUCCUGCCGGCACAAUGCGAUUUGAUUCAACUCGGGCUGCACCUUGCCCCGAGGUCCCCAACACCCACCCGGGAUCACUCUCCCCCCUAAUCCCCGCCGAGCCCUCUCUGGGUACAGCACACCGGUGGCGUUCUUGAGCGGCGUGUGCCUCUAAGGCCUUGUUUGGAUUGUUGUGGAAUCCAGGUGGAACGCGCAGCCUCACUCGAUCGCAGUGGCACAAGUGCCAAGCACCGCGACAGAGUAUCAGAUCGUGGAUACUUGUGACCUCAUCACCCUGUGCUGCGUGCAAGAGUGCGGGGAGUCUUAUUCAUCGCCCUUUCUGCCGUUUCAUCAGGCCGCUCCACAGUUCUCACGUGCUGCUUCUCUGUGGGGAGAGGGCUCGCCGUUCUCCGUUGGCGACCUGCAGCUACCGACCGGUGGCGCUGUAUUACACCAUCGUUCUGCGUUCGCUCGACACUCGCAACUCGCGUCUCGGCUACACCACACCGGUUCCAGCGAUGAUUACAUCGGUCGCUCGCUGCGCCGCUCCCCGGGUGGUCCUGCUUGCUGCUGCGGCGGUGGUGUACUCCGCGCUCGGCAUCAACGUGCCCUGCGAUUCCGGUACCAGGGUGUACUCCCUGACCGCAUUUCACGGGUCGUGGCUCGACGGGAUAGAGAUAGUGUGCACUGGUGGUGGCCAGGAGUACAUCCCUCCGGACUACAACCUGGAGGUAGGAGACGGUCAAGGUGGGACUCCAUCCGAUGCCAUCUGUGCGGGGACUGCUGGCGUGGAGUCGAUCGAGUGGUUUCAACUCUCCGUGUCAGGGGUACUACCCGACUCUACCAAAGACGUGGUCAACGCCACCAUUUCUUGCGCGGACGGUUCAGCGCAAACUGUUGCUGAUGAUAACACUUUUGUUGGUGCCACCGCCCAAGCAACUGCCUCCUGCGACGAAGGAGAAUACGUGUAUGGCCUUUCGUAUGAAAUUGACGAAGCUGGCUCUACGAGUUUAGAUGAUGGUUCCUUCGGCUAUGCCGUCACGAGCAUUGGUGUUCUGUGUCGCUCUACUACACUAGACGAAAUUUGUACGGCCGACAUGUGCAGUGGGGGUGUAGCUCUGAAGGAAGAGCUACCAGACUACUGCGAAGCGGCCACCUGCACGGAGGCCGAGUGCUGCGACACAAGCGAUGAUGGAGAUGAUGAAGUAAACGUUGAAAUAGUUGCUGGUGUCGUGUCCAGUGUGGCAGCCGCUAUGAUAGUUGGAGCCGGUGCCUGGGCGUGGCAAAAGUGUCGAGUUCCACGAAGGGAAGGGGGGGUACGGGAAGAUGCUCCUGGGGGCACGGGAAGAUUCUCCUUACAACUACCCAGCCAGUUGGAACGGAAGCCCCCCCCCCCCCCGUACACUGGUAACCCGGCAGUACGUGUUUGAGGUUUGAAUCCGGCACUUGUGAUAUGAGAUAGGUUGAGUGGUCAACCUAUGUCUCGCGAUGCCACCGGCAUUUUGUCCGGAAAACCGGCCUCUACCGACUCCCCUAUCGUACCACGAAUAUUUUGUGGGACUUCCCGUGCUCAAGGAUGCCUUGUAACCCCAAGAUCACGCAGUGGUGGAGUGGAGGGCGGGAUGCCCUCAAGGGUGUUUACGAAAUUGAACCUCUCCGCCGACUGUAUUCUUCGUUUUCACUACUGUAUCUAGGACCAGAGCGGAACAUAUUUUUUUUCCAUUGAUUUUUCAUUUCAAGUACAUCCUAGAGCGGAGCGAAUUUUCUGAGGGCCAAAUUGUCAAGGAGGGGUUUGAGUGUAUAUCAUGGAGCGGGUUGUCCGUAUUACGUUUUUUAACGCGAAGUCGUAUAGUUUACUCACUAGCACUAACCGCGCGAAACAAUACUGUGGCAUUCACGAAUGUGCACCGCCAGAAAUACGAUAUUGCUAAAGACGUUUUCUAGCUCCAGAGCUCUGGCGGUCGUCCACACGCAGUGUACUUUGUUCGAGAUCCCUUCCUUUUUGUGAAAGGGCGUGUUGAUGUUAGUUUUGGUGUUGGUCGUAUCAUGUUGUUCAUUGAGGCAUUGUGAUCGUCCGUCGUCCGUUGGCGAUCGAAUUGAUUCACUCGCUACAUGUGGUCGUAUCAUGUUGUUUAUUGAGGCAUUGUGAUCGUCCAUCGUCCGUUGGCGAUCGAAUUGAUUCACUCGCCACAUGUACACUAUAUUUAUUGUCUGAACUUCAAAUCAGCGCUCACUCCACUAUUUAGUGCCGUUUACUCCAACCCUUGGUCACACAGAAGGGCCCCUCUCUACCUUUCCCUCCUGCGGUACAUUGCCUUCGGUUUUGAAUGCGGGAAGAGUUCGGCACUCUCUUCCCCCUGUGUACACGAACUACCGCUAUCCGCUAGGCCAUGAACGGAAGCGAGAGAAAAACUCACUUUUCAAGAAAAGCUCGCUUACGCCGGGAUUCGAUACCCUGACCUGGCUUGUAGAAGGUUCCGGGGAUACCAACUAGACCACCGGGUGACGGGCCACAAGGGCAACUGUCGCCCAAUGUGGCGUUCAGCUAGAAUGUGACUGAUGUGGAAACGGGGGAUUAGGGUUGAGGUGGAGAUCAGACGGGUACUUCAAGCUUUGGUAUGGAUCAUUUCUUUCCCAUAGCGAUGAUGUAUGUUGCUGAAAAAAUGACGCUACGAAGAAGUGGAUAUUUCGAAGGAUUUUGCUUUUGUGAAAUGAAGGACAUUCGUUCGCAACACCGUGCAAACUUUCC
Ectocarpus sp. CCAP 1310/34 is the source of this 5455-nucleotide messenger RNA. Lineage: Eukaryota; Phaeophyceae; Ectocarpales; Ectocarpaceae. The record is from the annotation of a GenBank genome assembly.